This is a messenger RNA of Alnus glutinosa, 1634 nucleotides long. RefSeq names its product metal tolerance protein 4-like. The transcript is spliced from 7 exons. Bases 137 to 1375 code for a protein of 412 amino acids. Gene Ontology annotation, cellular component: membrane. Gene Ontology annotation, molecular function: manganese ion transmembrane transporter activity. Gene Ontology annotation, biological process: monoatomic cation transport; transmembrane transport. The record is from RefSeq and is a predicted model, not a curated record. Lineage: Eukaryota; Viridiplantae; Streptophyta; Magnoliopsida; Fagales; Betulaceae.
GAAAAAAAUCAAAAAUCCAAAUAUCAUAUAUAUGUUCUCACUGAAGAGUGAAAACAGUUCGGUUGCGUUUUAAGGAAGGCGGCAGACAGAGAGACAAGGGAAUUUGGUUGAUUGCUUUGUUGCUGGGGAUCCGGAAAUGGAGGGAUCGAGUCCGAAAUCGCCGUUGCUGGCGAAGGAGGGGGGUCGGGUGGGGAGUCGACGCGCUCUACUCAGCCGCCGGUACUCGGUGAACUCACUGAGGAGCGAGUUUGUGACAAGGCUGCCUGACAAGGUCCGGUCUGGCCUCGACCUCGAGUCGACCACCUUCGACCUCGAUCUUUCCAGAACCAAAGGCUUAACCAAAGGAGAGAAGGAGUACUACGAGAGACAAUUCGAGACCUUGAAGUCCUUUGAGGAAGUGGAUACUUUGGUGACACCCGCGAUCAACGGAGAUGAUGAGAACCUCCUGGAGGAGGAGGAGAAGAAGGAACAGUCUCAACAUGAAAGAGCUAUGCGAAUAUCUAAUUAUGCAAAUGUUGUGCUUCUCGCAUUGAAGAUCUAUGCUACAAUAAAGAGUGGAUCCAUAGCCAUUGCCGCAUCAACACUAGAUUCUUUACUUGAUCUCAUGGCAGGUUUCAUACUUUGGUUCACGCAUAUGUCAAUGAAGAACAUAAAUAUCUAUAAAUACCCUAUAGGAAAGUUGAGGAUGCAGCCUGUAGGCAUAAUCGUCUUUGCUGCUAUCAUGGCUACACUCGGCUUUCAGAUAUUGCUCCAGGCUGUAGAACAACUAAUUGAAGACAGCCCUACUGAAGAUUUGUCCUCAAAUCAAUUGAUAUGGUUAUGCGCAAUCAUGAUAUCUGCUACUGUGGUGAAACUUGCCCUCUGGUUGUACUGUAGAAGCUCAGUAAAUGAGAUUGUCCGGGCAUAUGCAAAGGAUCACUUUUUCGACGUGGUAACAAAUGUAGUUGGACUAGCUGCUGCUCUUCUUGGUGAUAUAUUCUACUGGUGGAUUGACCCUACUGGUGCUAUCCUCCUUGCGCUGUACACUAUUUCAAAUUGGUCUAAAACUGUAAUGGAAAAUGCAGUUACGCUUGUGGGACAGUCUGCACCUCCUGAAUUCUUGCAGAAACUGACAUAUCUUGUCAUAAGGCACCCUCAAGUCAAGCGCAUUGACACUGUCCGUGCUUACACUUUUGGUGUUCUUUAUUUUGUCGAGGUUGAUAUUGAACUUCCAGAAGAUUUACCCUUAAAAGAUGCACACGCCAUUGGAGAGGCCUUGCAGGAUAAGCUAGAGAAACUUCCGGAAGUUGAGCGGGCAUUUGUUCACCUUGAUUUUGAGUGUACACACAAACCGGAGCACUCUGUUCUCAUCAGACUGCCCGACAGUCAGCCUUGAAUUUUUGAUCCCCAGUUCCACAUAAGAGUAUUUUGUUUGUUCACCUUGAUUUUGAAUGUUAACCCAUUUUGACUUGUAAUGGAUGCAUGCCCUGGUACACAUUUACGGUGGGUAUAAAUUUGAAUCAAUGGGCUUAUAACCUAGUUAUUAUUAAAAGUUUUUAGGAUAAGUAGUGAUUUAACAUUGUAUUAAAGUUGUGGUCCCGAAGUCGAACCUUAACUCUACAAUUUUUAAAUUAUUAAAUUUUUUAUUUUUUAUC